AUGGCCCCCAUGAAGUUGCACUCGCGCGUAAUGGUCGUGCCAGUCAUAAGCGAGGCAGCAAGAAAGCAAACAAACAAAAGUUCGGUUCCUCGAUCGACGGAAGAGAGAGAGAAGAAAAAAAGGCUGCACAGUGCUUUAUGUGAUAGAUUGAUGCUUUUUGUGUUCUUGCUACAUCACAACGCCAAUGCCCGUCUUGAAACCGUCGGCGUUGCGUUUCAGAAAGCACGCACUAGUACCGAGUUCUAUGCACAAUGGAGGUCGAGGAGGCGUGAGGAUGACGUCUGGCCCUCUGCUAGUUCAAGCAUUCGCAGUGUUCGUACUGUAAACGGUACAGGCACUUGGGUGUGCUUGGCAUCCAUCGCAACCGAGAGUGCCAUGGAAUGUACAGCACACACUGAUGGCUCUGAAACGCACCAUUUGCCUGUCACCUUGUCUGGAGUAGCAUGGGUGAGGCGCCAGGGGCAGGGGCAGCAUUGUGCGGAGGAUAACACAAAAGCUGUAUCGAUCCAGCAGCCCCCUUGGCGUCACGGCUGGGGAUCACCACGUCAAGUUGCUGUGUACGGAAUGCAGGCUCAUCAAAGAGCCCGGCAUCGCUGA
Molecule: messenger RNA, 597 nt
Organism: Trichoderma harzianum CBS 226.95
Lineage: Eukaryota; Fungi; Ascomycota; Sordariomycetes; Hypocreales; Hypocreaceae
Exons: 4
Coding region: 1-597 (198 amino acids)
Source: RefSeq, a predicted model, not a curated record